This is a messenger RNA of Pyrgilauda ruficollis (rufous-necked snowfinch), 6420 nucleotides long. It is a transcript of the gene PASD1, whose product is annotated as PAS domain containing repressor 1. Gene Ontology annotation, molecular function: protein dimerization activity; DNA-binding transcription factor activity, RNA polymerase II-specific; RNA polymerase II cis-regulatory region sequence-specific DNA binding. Gene Ontology annotation, cellular component: cytoplasm; CLOCK-BMAL transcription complex; nucleus. NCBI's taxonomy places the organism in Eukaryota, Metazoa, Chordata, Aves, Passeriformes, Passeridae. Gene Ontology annotation, biological process: regulation of transcription by RNA polymerase II; circadian regulation of gene expression. The coding region runs from base 345 to 2903 and encodes 852 amino acids. The record is from RefSeq and is a predicted model, not a curated record. The transcript has 22 exons.
CCGAGUUUCACAAGUCCCGCCGCGGCUGCCCGCAGCCCGCGCCCCCCGUGCGCCCACCCCGCGCCGCGCAUCGCCGGCACUGCCCCCCGCCCUGCCCGCGCUCAUGCCAUGUCACCGCCGGGCAGCGGGACCCCGCGGCGAGCGGUAACCCCUGUCGCCGGGGGGGCACCGCGCCGGGGCUGGGCAUGGCACUGAGAGCGACUCCGGGACGCGCAUCUUCCUAGACGGAUUAAUUUUUCUCCGUCUCUAUUUACAUGGUGAUAAGAAGUGCUAAUCCCACUCUGUCAGUCUGGACUGAUGAAUCUGAGGAAUAGAACAGAGCCCUGUGUUGUGUAAACGAACUGAUGGAUGAAGAUGAGAAGGACAGGGCAAAGAGGGCAUCACGCAACAAAUCUGAGAAGAAGAGGAGAGACCAGUUCAAUGUCCUCAUCAAAGAGCUUUGCACGAUGCUGCAGGGCCAUGGCCACCCUCUCAAGAUGGACAAGUCCACAAUACUGCAGAGGACCAUCGACUUCCUACAGAAACAGAAAGAAAUCACAGCACAGACAGAAGCGUGUCAGAUUAGACAAGACUGGAAGCCUUCAUUUCUUAGCAACGAGGAGUUCACCCAGUUGAUGUUAGAGGCACUAGAUGGCUUUCUCAUUGCUCUUACCACUGAUGGGAUUAUUAUUUAUGUAUCUGAUAGUGUUUCAUCUCUGCUAGGACACUUACCGUCAGAUUUGGUGGACCAAAAUAUAUUAAACUUUCUGCCUGAGGGGGAGCAGAGCGAGGUGUACAAGCUACUUUCUCCACAUGUGCUCAUGACAGAUCCUGUUGCAGCUGAUUUUCUAAAUGCAGAAAAACAAAUAGAGUUUUGUUGCCAUUUAGCAAGAGGCAGCUUAGAUCCAAAUGAACCCCUGAUGUAUGAAUACGUGAAAUUUGUAGUGGAUUUUAAAUAUUUUACUCAUGUGCCUACACCCUCCUGUAAUGGCUUUGAGUCAGCUAUUGCACGGGCUUUCAGGUCAGCCACGGAGGAGCAGAUCUGCCUGGUAGCCACCGUUCGCCUGGUCACGCCGCAGUUCCUGAAGGAGCUCUGCAAUGUUGAAGAGCCAUGUGAAGAAUUUACAUCGAGGCAUAGUUUAGAAUGGAAGUUUUUAUUCUUGGACCACAGGGCUCCACCUAUUAUAGGAUAUUUACCCUUUGAGGUUCUGGGAACGUCAGGGUAUGAUUACUACCACGCAGAUGACCUGGAGCUUCUUGCUAGGUGCCAUGAACACUUGAUGCAGUUUGGAAAAGGAAAAUCCUGUUACUAUCGGUUCCUGACCAAAGGGCAGCAGUGGAUAUGGCUGCAGACACACUACUACAUCACCUACCACCAGUGGAACUCCAAGCCUGAGUUCAUUGUUUGCACUCACCUGGUAGUUAGUUAUGCAGAAGUUCGGGCUGAGAGAAGACGAGAUCUUGGCCUCGAAGAGUCAUCAAUUGAACUGGCAUCCUCUUCUCUAAAGAGCCACAGCAGCUACCUGGACGUGGGGCAGUGCGGCAGCAGCCAGGACGCCAGCCGGGAGGGAGUGUCGCUGUCCUCGCACAGCUCCCGGCGCUCCUCGCACACCACCCUGUCCGACUCCACCUCCACGUCGUCCAUGCGGCGCACGGACAGCAGCACGCCCAGCCGGCCGGCGGUGCCGGGGGACAAGGCGGCGCUGCGGCUGGCAGCGCCCGGGAGCGCGCAGGCCAUAGCCACUCCUCAAGCCCAUGGUGAGCCUGUCUCCCAGCACCCCGUGGCUCAGCUGGCAGUGCCCUCCCAGCACCCUGUCAUGCCAGUGUACCAUUUCCCCACCCAGCUGGGGAUGAUGCACCAGCUGAAGGAGCAGCUGGAGGAGAGGACUCGCAUCCUGCAAGCUGACAUCAAAACACAGCAAGAGGAGCUCCAUGUCAUCAAGGAGCAGCUCCAGCUCGUGCAGGACUCCAACCUGCAGAGAUACUGCUGCAGUGUUAUUUCUGCCAGGCAGUCCAACCAACAGCUCCUGUGCCUCUUUCACUCAAAGAUGCUGAUGCAGCAGCCGAUCCCGGUCAUCGUGAACAGCGUGCAGCAGCCCAGCCCCCGGCGGCCGCCGGGCGCGCCCAGGCACUCCGCAGCCAAGAAGUCACCGCAGCCAGCCCUGGCGGGGACAAAGCACUACUGCAGCACCCACCUGCUGUCACCGCACCCAUUCCUCAGGGACCCCUGUGGCGCAGCCCCCCAGGUACAGCAGCAGAAGCAGCAGCACCCAAUGAGAGGAAGCCAAGGGCAGCAAACCUGUGUGCCAGGGCAGGCGAGCAUCCCAGUGCCCUUCUACAACAGCCCCAUGGUGCUCUCCCAGGCACAGCCCAUCGCCGUGGCCGCAGCCGCGCCGACUGACAGCAGCGAGAGGCAGCCUGCAGCUGACUACAGCCAGGACAGGAGCCUCAGGAUGCUGUUGGAUCAGUCCAUCCAAGCCAUGAUGCCCGCAGCCAACAGCAGUUGCCAGCCCGUGCAGAGCAGUGCCAGCAGGCAGCCAGGAAAGUUUGUUGCAGAGCAGCAGACCCUGCCUCCCCCAGCCCAGGGGCAGCCGGCCACCUGCAGCAGCGCCCGGGCUCCGGCCCCGCCGCCCAUCUUCUCCCCGCCCCUGGUGAUCCCGCACGGCAGCUUCACCUCCCAGCAGGCCAGCACACCCGUUCAUCUGCACCAGUGGCCACAGCAGCAGGUUCAGCAGCACCGCCUCUACCUUCAGAUGCAAGGUCCUGAGCUGGUGCCGGGGGCUCCGACGCCGCGCAUUUUCCAGCCGCCCCACACCCCGCAGCAGAACCCCCUGAGCUACUUCCUCCACCCGCAGCAGCAGAGCCACCACACGCAGGGCCAGCCCUGCAACCUGCCUGACCUGCCCGAGAUGCAGCUGCCCUGAAAGUGGCUUCUGGGAGACGAGGAGCACACGGCUGCGGCCGCUGCGCGUGGCGCGCGGGAGAGCACGGCGCCGGCAGAGCACGGCACGGGAGAGGUCGGGCUCCGUGGGGACGUGGUGCCUGGAGGGAUUGGUGGUCCGACAGGGCUGCAUGGCUGCAGGGGCCUCGUUUGUUGGCAUUCCGUGCAGCCAGCCCCUGAUGCUGUUCUGGCAGCAGGGUGUGCCCUGGCCCAGCGCCGUGGUGCCACUGGAAGCGGUGGCUGUCUUGCUGCAGGGAGGGGAGUAUCAGGCCGUCACGAAGCUCGGUUUGCAAUGGAAAAAAUCCUUUUUCCAUUCAGGACUUCAAUGCUGAAAGUCACUGUGAAUUUAAGCCCAGCAUUUGGAGCACAUAGACUGUACCAGUCCACAGGACACCAUUGGAUUACCAUGUACAUAACUCGUUUUGCUGUAGUAGGUCCAUUGUGAAUUCUUUUUCCUUUUUCUAUACCUCAGUCCCGCAGGUUUUUUUUCCAGGAGUUUGGAUAAUGCUGCUAAUUUACAUAACACCACUUUUGCCUGAAUUUCUUACUGUUGUUAUACCAGCUCACAUCGCAGCUAGUUCAAUAUUUGUCAUGUUUUAUUUUUGGUUAACAGUGAAGAUAAAUUUGUAUGGUUUUUACUCCCUGUAGCCAAAUAUUUUUCAGGUUACAGACAAAGAAUCUUUACUCCUUUUUUUUUUUUGUUUCAAGUGAUGUAGUUGUAAAUGUUUCUAUUCAUAAAAACAAACAAACAUGCAUAGAACAGCAUAUGACAGCAAACUUUGUGGUUUUGCUAGGUCAUGUUUCAAUUUGGCAAACCCAAAAUGUAUAAUCACAACACACACGAUGUUACAAGCCCAUAGGGUCAGCAAUAAAUUGUAUUUUUGUAAAUUGUCACUUUUUAACUGUAAGUUUAUAUUUAUGAAUUGAAAAGCCAGUUUAUUCCUCAGUGGGUGUAUAGUUAAGUGUCCCUACUGUUUGUGUCUUUCCAAAGGAAAAAUUUAAAAGUACAUUUUUGGAGUGUUAGUAGCUGAGUACUAACUUUGGGCAUUGUUAGAGCCCAAAUGUAGAUGGGUUUGGCCAUUACUAUAAACUUUGCAAGGCAGUGAAGGCAGUGGGUAGUUAGGACCAGGUCCAUCUAGCAGUAAAGAUCUAGCUGGCAGAUAGAGCAAGGUUUAGAGAGGAGUUAGUUCCUAAUGUUUAGUUCCUAAUGUCUGUUGAAACCUAGUAAAGAAUGCUUGGUUUUGCCUUUUUUUUUUUUUUUUUUUUUCCAAUAUGAUGAUUUGGGGGUUUUUUUGUUUCCUUCUUUUCCUUCUGCAAGCCCCGUCCUGGGCGCCUUGCAGCGCUGCAGCAGCUGGUGUUCCUGGUGUUGCUGGUGGAGCAGCUUGUGGCACAAGCAGCUGCCAGCAGCCCUGUGUUUCAAGAAAAGGGCACAGCACCAGGGGCUGUUCCCAGCAGCUUGUCCUGGGCAAGGGGAUGGGGUUUUGCUGUGCCACAUUGCCUGGGGAGUGGCAGUGGGAGGAAAGGCUGCUGGAGCUGGGGCCAGCCAGGAGCUUUCAGAGACUGGUGCAAUGCCCUAGGGUGCUUUGAUGUUUUGGCCAGCGCAGAGGUGGAUUUGUGAACAAAAGCUGUGCCAACCCCUGGCUGUUCAUGGGUCGCCUCCCUUGGGCAGAAGCAGGUGCAGGGGUUGGCUUUGAAUGCACAGCUCCCAGGGCUACCAGACACAAUGGAUCCUGGGCUGCAGCGCUGCUCACAUGCAGCGUUCUGGGGCAUGCAGCUGGCCACAUGCAGUGUUCUGGGGCAUGCAGCUGGCCACAGAAUGGAGGCAAUGAGAUGCCCAAGAGCUUGGGGUUCAUUGUUGGGGCUCAUGCCUUGUCAGCACAGUCCCUGGCUGGGCCCCUGCCCACCCAGCACAUGCAGCCCCUGGGUGCUGGGCAGCCACGCAGCUGCUCUUGGACACAGUCUGAGCCAGCCCCUCCAUUUCAAACCAGGAUGAGAACUGGUGGCUACAGCAGAGCCAUGGGCCAGGGCCACCUCACUGCUGGUAGUGGCAUUUGGAACACCUGCCUCUGUGGGGCAAUCUGGGGCUGAAAUAUUAACACCUGGGGCUUUGCUGCUCUGCAGGUUUGUUCUGCAGGAAGGGCCAGCACAGAGCCUUCAGGACAGGAACACUUGUUUUUAAAGCACUAUUAGUUUCAGGGUCUCCUUUUCCCCAUUCUAAGGCAGCCGGGUUGCUCAUGAGGAUGUGGUAGGAGGGGGUUGUAUUUUUGGGAGUUGUUUGUGGGAUUUUUUCCCACCAUAGCCUUGGCACAUACCAUUAGAGGGGAGGCAAACAUAUAUCUGUGUUAGGGCUCCAGCAUUGCACAGUUUGUGGCUCAGGGUGGCUGGCUGGAGGGAAAGGCUGUGAUUUCCCUGGCUUCCCCAUUAAACCGGCAUCACCCCAACACAUCCCCAAGGCUGGUCUGCAGUGCCCCACCACCACACCCAGCCAUGGCAGGUGGCAAUCAAAUGGCUGGGGUCAGGGCCUUGAGGGGUGUAUUUUUUAACAGGGCUUGGUAGAGACAGAGCUGAGGCAGAGCAGUUUUCUGGCAUUGCUGUGGCUUUGACAGUGAGUCCAAAAAAACAAAAUAGAGUUGGGAAGGGGUUCUGGGGGAGGUGGGGGGCAGUGGGUGCACCAGACAGGGCCCAGCCCUGGGCACAGCCCUGCUGAUGGCAGCUGGGCUGCAGGGACGGAGGGCUGGGGGCACAGCCCCUGCUCACAGCUCCCAGUGAGGAGCACAGGAGCUUGGUGAGGAUGUUUACAUGUUAGACCAGCCUUGCUAAAACCAGACCUAAAAACGCACUUUAUCAUGCGCCCCCUUAUUCCCAGAGCCCCCCCAGCCGCUGGCCUCGCUGCUGGUGGGUGGGGGCUGCACGUCCCAGGCACUGCCUCACGGGCAGGGCCUUGUUUUCUCAACAUGUUCCAAAGGACAAAAUCCCACCGACCCUUUCGGGGCUUGCUGGGUCUUUGCUCAGUCUGCCUGCAGCCAAGGGCAAGGCUGAGUCAGGGCCGGGGGGUUUUGCCUUAUAUUGUCAAUCUCAAAAAAACAGAUGGAUAAAAAAUCUCUUUAUUCAGGUUGAUUUGUAUUUGUUUACCUCGGUGUUAGCUAUGACCUGUGCUUUUAUGACUCAUUUGGAAUUGAGGGUUGCUGGUGGGUUUGGUUCACUCCCCCAGCCUUUUACAAGAAAACGUAAGUGUGACUUGUUGGUGACGAGCAGAGGGCAGGGAUGUGACUGAUGGCAGCAGGGUUGGCCUCCAGUGUCGGUGUUGACCUAUCAGUCAUAAAUGUUCUGAGGUUUUCUAGUACACAAGUACCUAUAUACCAUAACUAUCUAUAGAUAUACAUAUUUUUAAUAUACAUUUAUAUGUAUGCAGAUGUAUAUCUCUAUAUAAAUAUAUAUAGGCCACACAAUUCCAGACCUCUGAAAACACAGGCAGCUUUAAAUAAUAAAGUCUUGCACUU